CCUUCUCCUUAAACCACCUCACCACCUCACUCCGUACAAAACCCUAGAAACUCUCAGCUGCUCGCUUCGUCUCUUCGUCUCUUCGUCUUGCUCAUAAUCUCAAAAUGCCUCCCAAAUCUGCAAAAGCUAAGGAAGCACCAGCUGAGCGACCCAUCCUUGGCCGAUUCUCAUCUCACCUUAAGAUUGGCAUUGUUGGAUUGCCGAAUGUUGGAAAAUCUACUCUUUUUAACACUCUCACAAAGUUGUCAAUACCUGCUGAGAACUUCCCUUUCUGCACAAUUGAACCCAAUGAAGCCCGAGUCAAUGUUCCCGAUGAGCGAUUUGACUGGCUUUGUCAAUUGUACAAGCCAAAAAGCGAGGUCUCAGCUUUUUUAGAAAUCCAUGACAUAGCCGGACUUGUUCGAGGUGCCCACGAAGGACAAGGGUUGGGCAACAGUUUCUUAUCCCAUAUCCGUGCUGUUGAUGGCAUAUUUCAUGUUUUACGUGCAUUUGAAGAUCCGGAUAUCAUCCAUGUUGAUGAUACUGUGGAUCCUGUGAGGGAUUUGGAGAUUAUUAGUGCAGAAUUGCGCCUAAAGGAUAUUGAAUUCAUGGAGAGGAGGAUAGAAGAUCUUGAAAAGAGCAUGAAGAGGAGCAAUGAAAAGGCGUUAAAAAUUGAGAAUGAGCUAUGCCAAAAGAUCAAGGCAUGGCUUGAGGAUGGAAAAGAUGUCCGUCUAGGGGAGUGGAAAGCUGCUGAAGUCGAGAUCCUGAAUACCUUUCAAUUGCUAACGGCCAAGCCUGUUGUUUACUUGGUUAACAUGAAUGAGAGAGAUUACCAAAGGAAAAAGAACAAAUUCUUGCCAAAGAUCCAUGCUUGGGUGCAGGAACAUGGAGGUGAACCGAUUAUUCCAUUCAGCUGUGCAUUAGAAAGGAAUCUUGCUGAUUUGCCACCAGAGGAAGCAGCAAAGUAUUGUGAGCAGAACAAUGUACAAAGUGCCCUUACCAAGAUCAUAAAGACUGGAUUUUCAGCGAUUAAUCUCAUAUACUUUUUCACUGCUGGCCCUGAUGAGGUGAAGUGCUGGCAAAUUAGGCGGCAGACAAAAGCUCCUCAAGCUGCAGGGGCCAUCCAUACUGAUUUCGAGAAAGGGUUUAUUUGUGCUGAGGUGAUGAAAUUUGAAGAUCUGAAGGAACUAGGUAGUGAGCCGGCUGUUAAGGCUGCUGGUAAGUACAGACAGGAGGGGAAGACAUACGUGGUCCAAGAUGCAGAUGUGAUAUUUUUCAAGUUUAAUGUUUCGGGGGGUGGCAAGAAGUGAGAUAGUUAGACCUCUCCAGCAUGGCAUAUAUCAAUUUGUUGAUUCAGAGAGAGCAUUUGGAGAUGGAUCAUAUGAUUGUAUACUUGCAUCGUGAAAUGAUGAAUUACCUGUAACAUGUUAUUGUAUUUCCUGGCCAAAUUUUUGUUCAUCUAGUUCGGUUGCCACUCUUCGAUAUAUUUUGGAAGUUGUGAUUGUAGGCUUAUGGAGAGUGAAUGGAUGAUACAAAGCAUAACGCGUUUAUCUGAAUUUUCUUCA
This is a messenger RNA of Prunus mume (Japanese apricot), 1544 nucleotides long. RefSeq names its product GTP binding protein. NCBI's taxonomy places the organism in Eukaryota, Viridiplantae, Streptophyta, Magnoliopsida, Rosales, Rosaceae. Gene Ontology annotation, cellular component: cytoplasm. The record is from RefSeq and is a predicted model, not a curated record. Gene Ontology annotation, molecular function: ATP binding; GTP binding; ATP hydrolysis activity.